CAGCUUGUCAGGAUUAGGUCAAAAGACGGAAACUUUCGUUUCGAGGUUUCUCCUCAAGAUGACGUAGCCGCUCUGCUUCACUGGCGAUCUAAUUGCCCACAGAUCCUGGAGACCACUGUCAACCCAGACCCAUCGUCCAUCACAAUCUCCAAUCAGCCUCGCGGCAGCGAGGUCAAAAUCGCUUCCUUCAAGGGCAAGACUCUGCAAUCCCUUGGGCUCAAACACGGCGAUUUGAUUUUUGUUGGAUAUAACCCAGGCAUUGCUACUAGCACAUCGGCUCCAGAAAUCACGACAAACCAGCCGUCUGCUGAAAGUAGCCAGCGUCAGCCUACCACCAAUGUCUGGGAACGUGUCAAGGAGGAUCCUGUCGAUGAAUAUUGGAGAUCGCAAGACGGGAAAAUUCCUCGAGGGCGCGACGCACGCUUCUGCAAGCAUGGCGCGAACGGGAUGUGCGAUUACUGCAUGCCUCUCGAGCCAUAUGACUCUGGAUACCAUGCAGAGCACAACAUCAAGCACUUAUCCUACCACGCGCACCUUCAGAAGCUUUCUCCAAAAACAUCCUCCUCAGCAACUUCCUUGCUACCAUCUCUCACACCGUUAUCGUACAAGGUGAAAGUGCCUUGCCCAAGCGGAGGUCACGCUCCUUGGCCUGCCGGUAUCUGCACUGCAUGCCAACCGUCCGCGAUCACAUUGCAAUCACAGCCGUUUCGUACGGUUGAUCAUCUUGAGAUUGCAUCGCAGGACAUCAUCGAGCGGUUUUUGCAAGCAUGGCGUACUACCGGAAUGCAACGCUUUGGCUGGCUCAUCGGUCACUAUGAGCCAUAUGAUAAGGUUCCAAUGGGUAUUAAAGCUGUGGUAGAAGCCAUCUACGAGUCACCUCAAGAAGGAGAACUUGAUGGUCUGACACUUGGCAUCCCAUGGGAAGAGGAACAACGUAUCCGGGAACUUGCCAGAUGGUCGUCGACACCUCUCUCCAUCGUGGGAUACAUCUUCACCGACCUCACGCCUACUCCAGACGAUAGAACGAGAAGUAUCUAUAAGAGGCAUCCGCAAUCUUUCUUCUUGUCGUCGCUUGAGGUAAUCUUUGCGGCUACGAUGCAGAAUCUGCAUCCCACACCCUCCAGGUCAUCGACUACCGGCAGUUUUGGCUCACGCCUUGUGACGGCUGUCUUGACAGCUACAGAAGACGGUCAGGUUGACAUCAGCGCAUAUCAGGUCUCAGAACAGGCGUGUGCGAUGGUUGAUGCGGACAUGAUCGAAGCCAGCGUUGAUCCUGGCAUCGUCCGCGUAAAGGAAGAGGAUCGGGACCAGGACUCGGCCCGUUACGUUCCCGACGUUUUCUAUAGGUACAAGAACGAGUAUGGACUCGAAGUCAAGAAAAAUGCAAAACCCUGCUUCCCAGUGGAAUACCUUAUAGUGAAUGUCACACAUGGUUUUCCACAAAAUCCAUCCCCAAUAUUUAAAUCGAACUCGUUUGCCAUCGAGAACCGCCCAGGCGUAGAAAAUCAGCAUGUCGAGGGUGUCAUUGCAUCCCUUGCGAGGAUGGAUGCACCGAAUGUUACGAGCGAUCCCACACAAAACCCACAAAAGCUUAUCGAGCUUGCAAGGUGGUUGAGCGAUUGGCAUCUCAUCGCAUUCUUGGGGACGACUCAAUUGAUUUCUCAGGAUGAUAUGAAGACCCUUACUCGCGUCGCAACAUCGCCGGCGAUACUCCAAGACUUGACGCCAUUGUCUGAUCUGUUCAAAACUGAAGGCUGGCAAACGCUGAUGACCUUCACGCGCGAAAGCGCCCCUGCGGUACCAACGUCCUCUCAUCUCGGUUCCUCUGGUUCAAGAAUGGACGAUGACAUACCCUCAGAAGUGUUCGACCAGAUUGCCGCGGAGGAAGCGGCAGCGCGUGGAUCUACAGGUGGUGGCAAUGGUGGUGAGGACUCUUCGGGCAUUAGGAUCUGCCCUCAUUGUACGUUUGAGAACGUACAUGGGGGAAGCGAUUGUGAGGUCUGCGGAUUACCUUUAAGCUAA
Molecule: messenger RNA, 2022 nt
Organism: Coniophora puteana RWD-64-598 SS2
Lineage: Eukaryota; Fungi; Basidiomycota; Agaricomycetes; Boletales; Coniophoraceae
Product: polyubiquitin-tagged protein recognition complex, Npl4 component
Exons: 6
Biological process (GO): ubiquitin-dependent protein catabolic process
Cellular component (GO): nucleus
Molecular function (GO): ubiquitin protein ligase binding; ubiquitin binding
Source: RefSeq, a predicted model, not a curated record